Gregarina niphandrodes is the source of this 1449-nucleotide messenger RNA. RefSeq lists its product as hypothetical. The transcript has a single exon. The record is from RefSeq and is a predicted model, not a curated record. Bases 1 to 1449 code for a protein of 482 amino acids. NCBI's taxonomy places the organism in Eukaryota, Apicomplexa, Conoidasida, Eugregarinorida, Gregarinidae.
AUGAGUGCGAAGGAUAUUAUGCGAAGUGACGAAGAGGGCUUUCUACGGCUGAUAGCCGAUUGUAAUCCUCUGUUGUACUGCAACUUGGAGUCGAAGGUAGUGUGCGAAGCGGUAAUCCCGACGGGGUCUCGGGACAGGCUGAUCGGGCUCGAGGGGUGGGCGUUGGAUGUGAUCCGCAACAAGUGGCAGCACAUGGUGCCGCCACAGGUUCUGCGGGAAGCUGGAGGGAGCAACGCGACAGUUGAGAGUUUAGUGAAUGCUGCCGAACGAUACCCCGCCUCGAUUUUGUGCCCUUCAUUAAUUUAUGACAACUUGCUGACAGGCUCUCUACCGAUGGAUUCUCUCCCUGUCAGUACGGAAUCUCUGCAAACUCUAAAAGCUCGCCAACAGUCGGAGUCGCCGAUGGAGUUUAACAGUCGAUCAUUGGACGUGGAAAUUAUGAGGCGGCUGCCACUCUCUGGAAAAAGCCUUACGAACAGCACGUUCGCUCAGUUAUCUGAAUCUAUUCGGUCAUCGCUAAAUAGUCAGCUGGCGAACCCCGCCACGCCGUUCAGUGGUGAGCGCGUGUCCUUGAGUCGGUACGCGUUCGACCGUUUGCUGUACGAGACUAUAUGUGAACAUUGUCGAGGACUCGCGGAGGAGGCUACAGACCCAGCUCUGCCGGACCCAGCUCUGCCGGACCCAGCUCUGCCGGACCCAGCUCUGCCGGACCCAGCUCUGCCGGACGGUCUGGUGCCGUUGGUAUACCUGCGGUGGGCGUAUGACGCGAUGGUGGGCGGGUGGUUGGCAAGUCGUCUGUCACGGGUGUGCCAUGGAGAGGUCGUGGCAGCUUGUCCGGCAUUAGGUAAUGGAGCCGCGGAGUCGCAGCUUCUGGCAGCGGAACGGAAGCGGUCGGCGUACGCGUUGGCGAAGACCAUGGCUCGUGACUAUGGGCGUGCGGUACGUUCGAAGCAGAAGGGGCCUAGGUUACCGUGCUACUCGAAGUACCUGCACGGGACGUUGAACCAGCGACUGGUCUCGCUCGCCGAGUGGGGACAGGAACCGGAGCCGGUGAAGUACGUCUCGGACUCCCUCAUUGAUCAGACACUGGCCGCGUACGGUGCGGCGCUGAGUAAGGUGCUGGAUAGGCCGUACGUGUGUCAAGAGUACACGGUUGACCAGCUCGUGGAGAUGGUCAACACGCACGUGGAAACCACCCGACGCCUCGGCCACCCCAGCCUCUCAGACAACCAGCGACAGGCGUUGGCACACAUACUUACCACUCUCAUCGCCCAACCAGACUGCAAACUCGCGAUCACCACCAGACUGAAUGCAGGACCUGGACUCUUUCCCGUCCGCCUCAACCUCCAACCGUGCCUCGUGCCCUCCCUUCGGGUCCAAGACUUUGCAACCAUCCCCAGCCGCCGCGACACCCCCAACCACAGCAAUGCCACACUGCGGGCCUUGUAG